Molecule: messenger RNA, 945 nt
Organism: Symbiodinium sp. CCMP2592
Lineage: Eukaryota; Dinophyceae; Suessiales; Symbiodiniaceae
Source: the annotation of a GenBank genome assembly
AUGAGAUCGUUGCAGACACAGGACGCCCCGAAGCUUUCCUUCCACAUCCAAGAUGCACAUGUUGAUGGUCCGACUGUGACGCUGAAUGAGCACCAGUUCACUUUCUCCACACACGGCUUCCAGAUCUGGCCGAGAUGGUAUUCUAGCUCCCCUGAGACAGGCUCACUCGCCUUGUGUGGAGCUGGAGCCUUCGAUUAUGGCGGCAUGGAGCACCAGUCUUUCAUGCUCGCCGCCGGCCAUGGUGGCAGCCUGGAGCUCUUUUUGAGCCGCGAUGUGUUUGGGAAUCAGAUGAGUCCGGUCGGCAUCAAAUACGACGAUGGAGCUCGUCAAGCUGCCAGCCGGACGUCCAUGUGCACGGCGCAGCAGCUCCUGGAAAUUCUGAAGGCCGAACCCGAUUACCAGGACUUCCCAUCCCGCUUCGAUGAAGUUUUGCGAAAAGCUUUUGGUCAAACUGUCUACCUGGGCAUCGAGUGUGCAAGCCCCAGGGAAAUCGCCCAGCAAUGCCGCAGUUUGGGCAAGGGGACUGGCCUUGCGUGGCACUACGGUGUUGGAGUGGGAGUGUGCCCGUCGGACGCCAAGUGCUGGGAAGUGAAAGGCGAAGGGGAGCUAAAGGCCCAGCAGACGAUCAUGGGGUCUCGCAAGCUGCACGACUACGGAGAACAAAACGCAGGCAUUGGUGGCUACGUGAACAUGCGCUCCAGGACACGGAAAUCGCCGCAGGAGAUACAAGAGGAAUGCAAGGCCUGGUGCCACGACAACCCCAAAUACUCCGUUUCGAGUCACAACUGCCAGCACUUCGCCAGACACCUCUACGUCUUCCUGACCGGCCAGCGAUUCCCUUUCCUUCUUGACACUGAGCGCAACCCCGUUUGGAGCUUGAUUGGUUGGAAACGGCCUCAGGACAGCGCCGACUAUGUGAAGGGCACGCAGCCCAAAUACAGGUGA